ACGUCCUGGAAGAGCACCUCGGGCAAACAGCCCUGCCGGCCGAGAGACUGGGGUGGGCUCUGGACCCCCCUACCCGGGGCGCCCCAUGUUGGGACCGCACCGUGGGCAUCGCUCUGCGCUCCGAGUCCUUCUCGGUGAAAUGGGCCUGUUUCUGCGCCGCCUCCCAGCGGCGACUGCGAGGAGCGGACGCGCGCAGAUUCGAGAGAAGCCAACUUGAAACCACAGCUAGACACCGAGAAGACCGUGUUCUCCAACAACAGUCACCCCUUCACGAAGUUACCAUGGUGGACACAGAGAUGCCAUUUUGGCCCACCAACUUCGGAAUCAGCUCCGUGGAUCUGUCUGUCAUGGACGACCCCUCCCACUCUUUUGAUAUCAAGCCAUUCACCACCGUGGACUUCUCCAGCAUUUCUGCCCCCCACUAUGAAGACAUUCCAUUCCCAAGGGCCGAUCCAAUGGUUGCUGAUUAUAAGUAUGACCUGAAGCUCCAAGAGUACCAAAAUGCAAUCAAAGUGGAACCUGUAUCCCCACCUUAUUAUUCUGAAAAGACCCAUCUGUACAAUAAGCCUCACGAAGAGCCUUCCAACUCCCUCAUGGCCAUCGAAUGCCGUGUCUGUGGCGAUAAGGCGUCCGGGUUCCACUAUGGAGUUCAUGCUUGUGAAGGGUGCAAGGGUUUCUUCCGGAGGACCAUCAGAUUGAAGCUUAUUUACGACAGGUGUGAUCUUAACUGUCGGAUCCACAAGAAGAGCAGAAAUAAAUGUCAGUACUGUCGGUUUCAGAAGUGCCUCGCUGUGGGGAUGUCCCAUAAUGCCAUCAGGUUUGGGCGGAUGCCACAGGCUGAGAAGGAGAAGCUGCUGGCAGAGAUCUCCAGCGACAUCGACCAGCUGAACCCAGAGUCUGCCGACCUCCGGGCCCUGGCCAAGCAUCUGUAUGACUCGUACAUAAAGUCCUUCCCGCUGACCAAGGCGAAGGCCCGGGCCAUCUUGACAGGAAAGACGACAGACAAAUCACCAUUUGUUAUCUAUGACAUGAAUUCCUUAAUGAUGGGAGAAGAUAAAAUCAAGUUCAAACACAUCACCCCCCUGCAGGAGCAGAGCAAAGAGGUGGCCAUCCGCAUCUUCCAGGGCUGCCAGUUCCGCUCCGUGGAGGCCGUGCAGGAGAUCACAGAGUACGCCAAGAGCAUCCCCGGAUUCGUAAACCUUGACUUGAAUGACCAAGUAACCCUCCUCAAAUACGGAGUGCACGAGAUCAUCUACACCAUGCUGGCCUCCUUAAUGAAUAAAGACGGGGUUCUCAUAUCCGAGGGCCAAGGAUUCAUGACCAGGGAGUUCCUGAAGAGCCUGCGGAAACCUUUUGGUGACUUUAUGGAGCCCAAGUUCGAGUUUGCUGUGAAGUUCAACGCACUGGAAUUAGAUGACAGCGACUUGGCGAUAUUUAUAGCUGUCAUUAUUCUCAGUGGAGACCGCCCGGGUUUGCUGAACGUGAAGCCCAUCGAAGACAUACAGGACAACCUGCUGCAAGCCCUGGAGCUCCAGCUGAAGCUGAACCACCCCGAGUCCUCCCAGCUGUUCGCCAAACUGCUCCAGAAAAUGACAGACCUCAGACAGAUCGUCACGGAGCACGUGCAGCUCCUGCAGGUGAUCAAGAAGACGGAGACGGACAUGAGCCUGCACCCGCUCCUGCAGGAGAUCUACAAGGAUCUGUACUAGGGGGCCGCUCCGCCCCGACCACGCGGCCUUCUCCCGACGGCACUACCGCUGCCAGGGGACAUCUGACACCUAAGAAAUUUACUGUGAACAAGCAUUUGAAAAAGCAAAGGUUUUAGAAUAUGAUCUAUUUUAUGCAUAUUGUUUAUAAAGAUACAUGUACAAUUUACUUUUAAUAUUAAAAAUGACCGUAUUAUAAAAUUGCCGAUUGCAUUUGAAAGCUGAGUCUGAUGUGUCUCCUGCCCUGCUCGGUGGGUUCGGGGGGAGGGGUCCCCCUGUUCUUCUCUUCUCAGACCCCUCCUUCUUUCCUUCUUUCUCUUUCUUUUUCCUC
Messenger RNA from Tupaia belangeri chinensis (Chinese tree shrew), 2037 nucleotides. RefSeq names its product peroxisome proliferator activated receptor gamma (gene PPARG). Gene Ontology annotation, cellular component: nucleus. Gene Ontology annotation, molecular function: DNA-binding transcription repressor activity, RNA polymerase II-specific; RNA polymerase II cis-regulatory region sequence-specific DNA binding; zinc ion binding. NCBI's taxonomy places the organism in Eukaryota, Metazoa, Chordata, Mammalia, Scandentia, Tupaiidae. Gene Ontology annotation, biological process: positive regulation of transcription by RNA polymerase II; fatty acid metabolic process; negative regulation of cholesterol storage. The transcript has 8 exons. The record is from RefSeq and is a predicted model, not a curated record. The coding region runs from base 282 to 1709 and encodes 475 amino acids.